This is a messenger RNA of Dipodomys spectabilis (banner-tailed kangaroo rat), 1450 nucleotides long. RefSeq names its product solute carrier family 25 member 47 (gene Slc25a47). Bases 150 to 1082 code for a protein of 310 amino acids. The record is from RefSeq and is a predicted model, not a curated record. Gene Ontology annotation, molecular function: transmembrane transporter activity. Gene Ontology annotation, biological process: transmembrane transport. The transcript has 7 exons. Gene Ontology annotation, cellular component: mitochondrion. Lineage: Eukaryota; Metazoa; Chordata; Mammalia; Rodentia; Heteromyidae.
GCGCGGAGAGGUGCACACACUGAGCUCUCCUCCCAAAGGUACUUAAGGUCUGAGAGAAGCACAGGAAACGGUUGAGGCCACCUGGCCCCUCAGAAGCUCAUUCUCAGCAGUAGACCAGGGCCUCCCUGCCUCCACCUCCUGAGCUGUCCAUGGAUUUUGUUGCUGGGGCCAUCGGAGGCGUCUGCGGAGUUGCUGUGGGCUACCCCCUGGACACAGUGAAGGUCAGGAUCCAGACAGAGCCGAAGUACACAGGCAUCUGGCACUGCAUCCGGGACACGUAUCGCCAAGAGCGGGUGUGGGGCUUCUACCGGGGCCUCUCACUGCCCGUGUGCACCGUGUCCCUGGUUUCGUCUGUGUCUUUCGGCACCUACCACCAUUGCCUGGCGCACAUCUGCCGCUUCCGGUAUGGCAGCACGGACGUCAAGCCUGCCAAGGCCGACAUCAUGCUCUCGGGAUGCGCCUCUGGCCUUGUCCGGGUGUUCCUGACAUCACCCACUGAGGUGGCUAAGAUCCGCCUGCAGACUCAGACGCAGACGCAGCCCCAGCAGCGGCGGCCUUCGGCCUUGUGGCCCUCAGCAGCUCCCCCUGUGUGUCCUGCACCCCCGGCAUGUCUGGUGUCUGGGCCCAAGUACCAUGGGCCACUGCACUGCCUAGCCACAGUGGCCCGUGAGGAGGGCCUCCGGGGCCUUUACAAAGGCAGCUCGGCCCUGCUUCUUCGGGAAGGCCACUCCUUCGCCACCUACUUCCUCUCCUAUGCCAUCCUCUCCGAGUGGCUCACCCCCGCUGGCCGCAGUGAGCCAGAUGUCUUGGGUGUGUUGGUGGCUGGAGGCUUUGCAGGGGUCCUGGCCUGGGCCGUGGCCACCCCCAUGGACGUGAUCAAGUCACGCCUGCAGGCAGACGGGCAGGGCCAGCAGCGCUACCGAGGCCUCUGGCACUGUGUGGUGAGCAGCGUGCGGGAGGAGGGGCCCAGGGUGCUCUUCAAGGGGUUGACACUCAACUGCUGCCGCGCCUUUCCUGUCAACAUGGUGGUGUUCGUUGCCUACGAGGCUGUGCUGAGGCUCACGCGGGGCCUGCUCACUUAAGGGCAGGUGGCGACCUGCCAGCAGCUUCCAGAGGAGGCAAAGGACCGUGUGGACGGGGUAGAGACCCCACAGGGCUGGCACUGGACAGUGGGUCUCCCUGCACUGACUCAGCUGAGGCCCGAGCGAGUUCUGUCCAGCUACUGACCAGAAGGUCCAGGGCUGCCUGGCUGUCUGCAAGGUCAUGGGUCACAAGAGGCUGAGGCAUCUGUUCCAGGCCUGGCUUCUUCACUGCCAGGAUGGUGCUCCUACCUUGAGCUUCAGUCCUGUGGUAGUGGGGGUGGGGGCAGGACCCCCAUUCCUGCUGGCUGCUUAUAUCCUCACUCUCCCUGAGUAUACGCUGUCCCACGUGGGCACCCCCCAAAACUUGG